Messenger RNA from Hirundo rustica (Barn swallow), 1212 nucleotides. RefSeq names its product paired box 7 (gene PAX7). The record is from RefSeq and is a predicted model, not a curated record. NCBI's taxonomy places the organism in Eukaryota, Metazoa, Chordata, Aves, Passeriformes, Hirundinidae. Gene Ontology annotation, molecular function: DNA-binding transcription factor activity, RNA polymerase II-specific; RNA polymerase II cis-regulatory region sequence-specific DNA binding. Bases 1 to 930 code for a protein of 309 amino acids. The transcript has 6 exons. Gene Ontology annotation, biological process: anatomical structure development; regulation of transcription by RNA polymerase II.
AUGGCGAGGGACGGCCCAGGGGCCAGGGGAGCAUCUCCCCGGGACGGGCUCUGCCCGAAAACGCCGGCCCCGUCAUCCCCGUCCGCGCCCCCGCAGCCCGGAGCGGCAUCUCCGGGCGCCCGAAAGGCCGGGGGAGACGGGCCGGGGGCUCGGGGUCACAGCGGGGAGAGGGAAGGUGUCACAAGUAUUGCUCAGGUGUCACUUGUGUGGUUCAGCAACCGGCGGGCGCGCUGGCGCAAGCAGGCGGGAGCCAACCAGCUGGCGGCCUUCAACCACCUGCUGCCGGGGGGAUUCCCACCCACGGGAAUGCCGGCGCUGCCCCCGUACCAGCUGCCCGACUCGUCCUACCCCACCACCACCAUCUCCCAAGAUGGCGGCAGCACCGUGCACCGGCCGCAGCCGCUGCCGCCCUCCACCAUGCACCAGGGCGGCCUGGCCGCCGCCGCCGCCGACUCCGGCUCUGCCUACGGCGCCCGGCACGGCUUCUCCAGCUACUCCGAGAGCUUCAUGAACGCCACGGCCCCCGCCAACCACAUGAACCCCGUCAGCAACGGCCUCUCCCCGCAGGUGAUGAGCAUCCUGAGCAACCCCAGCGGGGUCCCGCCGCAGCCCCAGGCCGAUUUCUCCAUCUCUCCCCUCCACGGCGGCCUGGACAGCACCAACUCCAUCUCGGCCAGCUGCAGCCAGCGCAGCGACUCCAUCAAAUCCGUGGAGAGCCUCCCGACCUCGCAGUCCUACUGUCCCCCCACCUACAGCACCACCAGCUACAGCGUGGACCCCGUGGCCGGCUACCAGUACGGCCAGUACGGCCAGAGCGCCGUGGAUUACCUGGCCAAGAACGUGAGCCUGUCCACGCAGCGCCGCAUGAAGCUGGGCGAGCACUCGGCCGUGCUGGGGCUGCUGCCGGUGGAGACGGGCCAGGCCUACUGAGAGCCCCGGAGACACCUCUGGAGAUCCCCAGCGGCUUCCCGGGAUCCUUCCUGACCCGUUCCACCCCAGCUGCCGAGGAGACGGGGAAGAUUCUCCCAGGAUCCGGCUCCUCCAGAGCGCUCCAGAGGCGAGUCCGGCCCCUGGGGCCCGGCUCCUCCUGUGGCCAGAGACAACGGGGUUGGGCGCAUUUAUCAACCCCGGUCCCAGCCCUCCCUCCAAACCCCCUGGCCACGGCGUUCCCCCACAUUCCAGGACUUUCCAUUCCCUAGGUAGCUGGCACAG